Molecule: messenger RNA, 10416 nt
Organism: Myotis davidii
Lineage: Eukaryota; Metazoa; Chordata; Mammalia; Chiroptera; Vespertilionidae
Product: CUB and sushi domain-containing protein 3
Exons: 68
Source: RefSeq, a predicted model, not a curated record
AAUUACAGAGUAGCUCUUGUGGAAACCCAGGAGUCCCACCCAAAGGUGUAUUAUAUGGUACAAGAUUUGACGUUGGGGACAAGAUCCGCUACAGCUGUGUGACUGGAUAUAUCCUGGAUGGCCACCCUCAGCUCACGUGUAUAGCCAAUACAGUUAAUACAGCCUCUUGGGAUUUUCCUGUACCCAUCUGUAGAGCUGAAGAUGCAUGUGGAGGAACCAUGAGAGGAUCCAGUGGUAUUAUAUCAAGCCCUAGUUUUCCCAAUGAAUACCAUAACAAUGCCGAUUGCACUUGGACCAUUGUAGCGGAGCCCGGGGACACGAUUUCACUCAUAUUUACCGAUUUCCAAAUGGAAGAAAAGUAUGAUUACUUAGAAAUCGAAGGUUCUGAGCCACCUACAAUAUGGUUAUCUGGAAUGAAUAUACCACCACCAAUUAUCAGCAACAAAAACUGGCUCAGACUGCAUUUUGUUACAGACAGCAAUCACAGAUAUCGUGGAUUUAGUGCUCCGUAUCAAGGUUCUUCUACAUUGACCCUCACUACCUCCACUGGUGAGUUAGAGGAGCAUAACAGGACUGCCACUGGUGCUAUUGCUGUUGCUAGCACAUCUGCAGAUGUUACUGUAUCCAGUGUUACAGCUGUCACCAUCCAUAGACUUUCCGAGGAACAGCGAGUGCAAGUUACGAAUCUCAGAAAUGCAGGUCUGGACCCCAACACGUCCAAGGACGGGCUCCCUCCUCAUCAAGCAGAUACACAAAGUACAAGGAGAAGACCAAGAAAUGCUGAACAGAUAGAAAGAACUAACGAGCUUGCAGUUGUUACUCAUAGAGUGAAAAAGGCCAUAGAUUUUAAAUCUAGAGGAUUUAAAUUGUUUCCAGGGAAAGACAACAGCAACAAGUUUUCUAUCUUAAAUGAGGGAGGUAUUAAAACAGCUUCCAAUUUAUGUCCAGAUCCAGGUGAACCAGAAAAUGGGAAGAGAGUUGGAUCAGAUUUUAGCCUGGGAUCAACUGUGCAGUUUUCUUGUGAUGAAGAUUAUGUCCUACAGGGCGCUAAGAGCAUCACCUGUCAGCGAAUAGCUGAAGUCUUUGCUGCUUGGAGUGAUCACAGGCCCGUAUGUAAAGUGAAGACAUGUGGCUCUAAUCUUCAAGGACCAAGCGGAACCUUUACGUCUCCCAACUUUCCCUUCCAGUAUGACAGCAAUGCACAGUGCGUCUGGGUCAUCACAGCGGUGAAUACAAAUAAGAUAAUACAAGUAAAUUUUAAGAAAUGUGACCUUGAGAUCGGCUAUGAUACUUUGACAAUUGGUGAUGGGGGUGAAGUGGGAGACCCCCGAACAGUGCUCCAAGUUCUCACUGGAAGCUUUGUGCCAGACCUGAUAGUGAGCAUGAGUAGCCAAAUGUGGCUGCAUCUUCAAACAGACGAAAGUGUGGGAUCUGUUGGAUUCAAGGUUAACUACAAAGAAAUUGAAAAAGAAAGUUGUGGCGAUCCCGGUACCCCUUUAUAUGGAAUUAGAGAAGGCGAUGGAUUUUCUAAUCGUGAUGUUCUGAGGUUCGAAUGCCAGUUUGGGUUUGAAUUAAUUGGAGAAAAAUCCAUUGUUUGUCAAGAGAAUAACCAAUGGUCUGCAAACAUACCCAUCUGUAUCUUCCCUUGCCUCUCUAACUUCACCGCACCUAUGGGAACAGUCCUUUCUCCUGAUUACCCGGAAGGAUAUGGGAAUAAUCUAAACUGCAUCUGGACAAUAAUCUCUGACCCAGGGAGUCGGAUCCACCUUUCUUUUAAUGACUUUGAUCUGGAAUCUCAGUUUGACUUCCUUGCUGUUAAAGACGGUGACUCUCCAGACUCCCCGAUUCUCGGAACCUUCACCGGGGCUGAGGUGCCCUCCCAUCUUACUAGUAACAGUCAUAUCCUGCGGCUGGAAUUUCAAGCUGACCACUCAAUGUCAGGACGUGGCUUCAACAUCACCUACAACACGUUUGGGCAUAAUGAGUGUCCUGAUCCUGGAAUACCAAUCAACGCAAGGCGGUUUGGGGACAACUUUCAAUUGGGAAGUUCGAUUUCAGUCAUUUGUGAAGAAGGAUUUAUUAAAACCCAGGGAACGGAAACAAUCACAUGUAUUCUCAUGGAUGGAAAAGUGAUGUGGAGUGGACCAAUCCCAAGAUGUGGAGCUCCAUGUGGUGGCCAUUUCUCAGCUCCCAGCGGACUGAUCCUCUCUCCGGGAUGGCCAGGGUACUAUAAAGACUCUCUGAAUUGUGAGUGGGUGAUUGAAGCUGAACCCGGACACUCUAUCAAAAUUACAUUUGAAAGAUUUCAGACUGAACUAAAUUAUGAUGUUCUGGAAGUUCAUGAUGGGCCAAAUCUUCUAUCCCCCUUGCUUGGAUCUUACAAUGGCACACAAGUGCCCCAGUUUCUAUUUAGUAGUAGUAAUUUUAUAUACCUUCUAUUUACAACAGACAACAGCCGUUCUAAUAAUGGCUUCAAGAUUCAUUAUGAAAGUGUAACAGUGAACACCUAUUCUUGUUUGGACCCUGGCAUACCUGUACAUGGCCGUCGCUAUGGUCACGAUUUCUCCAUCGGAUCUACUGUUUCAUUUAGUUGUGACCCAGGAUACAGGCUAAGCCAUGAAGAGCCCCUUCUGUGUGAAAAAAACCACUGGUGGAGUCAUCCACUUCCAACCUGUGAUGCAUUAUGUGGAGGAGAUGUUAGAGGGCCUAGCGGAACAAUCUUAUCACCUGGUUACCCAGAAUUUUAUCCAAAUUCUCUGAAUUGUACUUGGACUGUUGAUGUAACCCAUGGAAAAGGUGUGCAGUUCAACUUCCACACCUUUCAUUUGGAAGACCAUCACGACUACUUACUGAUCACCGAGAACGGGAGUUUCACGCAACCACUGGCACGCCUGACUGGUUCCGAGCUUCCUUCAACCAUCAAUGCUGGCCUCUAUGGAAAUUUCAGGGCUCAGUUGCGCUUCAUUUCUGAUUUUUCAAUAUCAUAUGAGGGAUUCAAUAUUACAUUCUCUGAAUAUAACCUUGAACCUUGUGAAGAUCCUGGGAUUCCUCAAUAUGGGAACCGAAUCGGGUUCAGCUUCGGGGUUGGUGACACUCUGACCUUCACCUGCUCAUCAGGUUAUCGACUGGAAGGGACAUCGGAGGUCAUCUGUCUUGGCGGCGGCCGCCGAGUGUGGAGUGCACCUCUGCCAAGGUGUGUGGCUGAAUGUGGUGCAUCUGCAACAAAUAAUGAAGGAAUUUUGCUCUCUCCAAAUUACCCACUCAACUAUGAAAACAACCAUGAAUGCAUUUAUAGUAUUCAGGUUCAAGCAGGAAAGGGGAUCAAUAUUUCAGCCAGAACAUUUCAUUUAGCACAAGGAGAUGUUCUUAAGAUUUAUGAUGGAAAAGAUAAAACAACUCAUCUAUUAGGUGCUUUCACUGGAGCGUCUAUGCGAGGACUGACUCUUAGUAGUACUUCAAAUCAGCUCUGGCUAGAAUUUAAUUCUGAUUCUGAAGGGACAGAUGAAGGCUUUCAACUUGUCUAUACCAGUUUUGAACUUUCACAUUGUGAAGACCCUGGCAUUCCACAAUUUGGAUACAAGAUCAGUGACCAAGGCCACUUUGCCGGUAGCACUAUCAUUUAUGGAUGCAAUCCCGGCUACACUCUCCAUGGAAGUAGCCUUCUCAAGUGCAUGACUGGGGAGAGAAGGGCAUGGGACUACCCUCUGCCUUCCUGUAUUGCUGAAUGUGGAGGUCGUUUCAAAGGAGAAUCAUCAGGAAGAAUCUUAUCUCCCGGUUACCCCUUUCCAUAUGACAAUAAUCUGCGUUGCAUGUGGAUGAUUGAAGUGGAUCCAGGAAACAUUGUCAGCCUACAGUUUCUUGCUUUCGAUACGGAAGCAUCACAUGAUAUACUCCGAGUUUGGGAUGGUCCACCAGAAAAUGAAAUGCUUUUAAAGGAAAUUAGUGGAUCUCUUAUUCCUGAAGGAAUCCAUAGCACCCUCAAUAUUGUAACCAUCCAGUUUGACACGGAUUUUUAUAUCAGCAAAUCUGGAUUUGCAAUUCAGUUUUCAAGUUCUGUUGCCACUGCAUGUCGUGAUCCGGGUGUUCCCAUGAAUGGAACUCGAAAUGGGGAUGGACGAGAACCUGGGGACACUGUUGUCUUUCAAUGUGACCCAGGAUAUGAGCUUCAAGGAGAGGAAAGAAUAACCUGCAUUCAGGUAGAAAAUCGAUACUUCUGGCAGCCCAGCCCACCAGUCUGUAUAGCACCCUGUGGAGGCAAUUUAACAGGAUCUUCAGGCUUUAUUCUCUCGCCAAACUUCCCUCAUCCAUAUCCCCACAGCAGGGACUGCGACUGGACCAUCACUGUCAACACAGACUAUGUCAUCUCCUUGGCCUUUAUCAGUUUCAGCAUAGAACCAAACUAUGACUUCCUCUAUAUACAUGAUGGGCCAGACAGCAAUAGCCCGCUAAUUGGAAGUUUUCAAGAUAGCAAGUUACCAGAGAGAAUAGAAAGCAGCUCCAAUACCAUGCAUUUGGCUUUUCGGAGUGAUGGGUCUGUGAGUUAUACUGGAUUUCAUUUAGAAUAUAAAGCAAAACUCCGAGAGUCCUGCUUUGAUCCAGGCAAUAUAAUGAAUGGCACCAGACUUGGGAUGGAUUAUAAAUUAGGGUCAACAGUCACCUAUUACUGCGAUGCUGGUUAUGUUCUUCAAGGUUAUUCAACACUCACCUGUAUCAUGGGAGAUGAUGGAAGACCUGGAUGGAAUAGAGCCUUACCAAGCUGUCAUGCACCAUGUGGAAGUCGCUCAACAGGUUCAGAAGGCACUGUCCUAUCACCAAACUAUCCAAAAAAUUACAGUGUGGGACAUAAUUGUGUUUAUUCUAUAGCAGUUCCCAAGGAAUUUGUGGUGUUUGGCCAGUUUGUAUUUUUCCAGACAUCACUCCACGAUGUUGUUGAGGUGUAUGAUGGGCCAACUCAGCAAUCUGCUCUGUUAUCUUCCCUCUCAGGAUCCCAUUCAGGAGAAUCACUUCCACUGAGUUCAGGUAAUCAGAUCACAAUUCGAUUUACUUCAGUUGGACCAAUAACAGCUAAGGGAUUUCACUUUGUUUAUCAAGCUGUUCCUAGAACAAGUUCUACACAGUGCAGUUCUGUGCCUGAACCAAGAUUCGGAAGAAGGAUUGGCAAUGAAUUUGCUGUUGGUUCAUUGGUUCUUUUUGAAUGCAAUCCAGGAUAUAUUCUCCAUGGAUCCAUUGCAAUUAGGUGUGAUACAGUGCCCAAUUCUUUGGCCCAAUGGAAUGAUUCCUUACCCACCUGUAUUGGAACAACAAUACCUCAUCUUUUGAACAGUACAUCUAACAACCUAUACCUGAAUUUCCAAUCAGACAUCAGUGUUUCCGCUGCUGGAUUUCACCUUGAAUACACAGCAAUUGGUUUGGAUUCCUGUCCGGAACCACAAACUCCCAGCAAUGGAAUUAAAAUUGGAGACAGAUACAUGGUUGGUGAUGUGGUAUCAUUUCAGUGUGAUCAAGGCUAUUCUCUGCAGGGUCAUUCUCACAUAACAUGUAUGCCUGGACCUGUAAGAAGAUGGAAUUACCCAAUCCCCAUUUGUUUGGCUCAGUGCGGUGGUGCGAUGUCAGAUUUCAGUGGUGUGAUUCUCAGCCCGGGGUUUCCUGGAAAUUACCCCAGCAGUUUAGAUUGCACGUGGACAGUAAAGCUGCCUGUAGGUUUUGGUGUACAUCUCCAGUUUGUAAAUUUUUCUACAGAAACUAUACAUGAUUAUUUGGAAGUAAGAAGUGGAACCUCAGAGACUAGCACUGUUAUUGGCCGACUUAGUGGUCCUCAAAUCCCAUCAUCCUUAUUCAGCACAACUCAUGAAACAAGCCUGUACUUUCACAGUGACUAUUCACAAAACAAACAAGGGUUCCACAUUGUAUACCAAGCCUAUCAGUUGCAAAGCUGUCCUGACCCACGCCCAUUUCGCAAUGGCUUUGUCAUUGGCAGUGAUUUCACUGUGGGUCAAACCGUUUCCUUUGAAUGUUUCCCUGGAUACACGCUGAUUGGAAAUUCAGCUCUCACUUGCCUUCAUGGAGUGAGUCGCAAUUGGAAUCACCCACUUCCAAGGUGUGAAGCUCUUUGUGGAGGGAAUAUAACUGCUAUGAAUGGCACCAUUUAUUCUCCUGGUUAUCCAGAUGAAUACCCCAACUUUCAAGACUGUUUUUGGCUUGUACGAGUACCCCCUGGGAAUGGAAUCUACAUCAAUUUCACUGUCCUUCAAACAGAGCCAGUCUAUGAUUUCAUUACUGUAUGGGAUGGGCCAGAUCAAAACUCGCCUCAGAUUGGGCAGUUCAGUGGCAACACUGCUUUGGAGUCAGUCUAUAGCACUUCAAACCAGAUCCUCAUCAAAUUCCACAGUGAUUUCACAACCAGUGGCUUUUUUGUGCUCAGUUAUCAUGCCUAUCAACUAAGAGUGUGCCAACCUCCACCACCCGUACCUAAUGCUGAAAUUUUGACAGAAGAUGAUGAAUUUGAAAUAGGUGAUAUUAUUAGGUACCAGUGUCUUCCAGGAUUCUCUUUGGUGGGCAAUGCAAUUCUCACAUGCAGAUUAGGAGAGCGGCUCCAGAUGGAUGGAGCACCUCCAGCUUGUCAAGUGCUCUGUCCCGCCAAUGAAUUGCGGCUAGAUUCCACGGGAGUCAUAUUGAGCCCUGGGUAUCCUGACAGUUACCCAAAUCUUCAGAUGUGUGCCUGGAGCAUUUCCGUGGAAAAGGGAUAUAAUAUCAGCAUGUUUGUAGAAUUCUUCCAGACAGAAAAGGAAUUUGAUGUUCUUCAGGUGUAUGAUGGACCAAAUAUUCAAAGUCCCCUGCUUAUUUCCCUCAGUGGCGAUUAUUCAUCUGCUUUUAAUAUAACAAGCAACGGCCAUGAGGUAUUUCUUCAAUGGUCAGCAGAUCAUGGCAAUAACAAAAAAGGCUUCCGGAUCAGAUAUAUAGCUUUCUACUGUAGUACACCAGAAUCCCCACCUCAUGGGUACAUCAUCAGUCAGACAGGUGGGCAACUCAACAGUGUGGUCCGCUGGGCCUGUGACCGAGGAUUCCGACUCGUUGGGAAAAGCAGUGCCGUGUGCAGGAAGUCUUCCUAUGGGUAUCACGCAUGGGAUGCGCCUGUCCCUGCUUGUCAAGCAAUUUCCUGUGGGAUCCCUAAAGCUCCAACAAAUGGAGGAAUACUCACAACAGACUACUUAGUAGGAACCCGAGUUACCUAUUUUUGCCAUGAUGGAUAUAGAUUGUCAUCUAAGGAACUUACCACUGCUAUAUGUCAAUCAGAUGGAACUUGGAGCAAUCAUAACAAGACCCCUCGCUGUGUUGUUGUCACAUGUCCAAGCAUCAAUUCCUUUACCUUGGAACAUGGAAGAUGGCGAAUUGUGAAUGGCUCCCACUAUGAAUACAAAACCAAGGUAGUUUUCAGCUGUGACCCUGGUUAUCACGGACUAGGUCCUGCUUCUAUUGAAUGCCUUCCGAAUGGUACCUGGAGUUGGAGAAAUGAAAGACCAUAUUGCCAAAUUAUUUCCUGUGGAGAACUACCUACUCCUCCAAAUGGAAAUAAGAUCGGAACUCAAACCUCAUAUGGCUCCACAGCCAUCUUCACCUGUGAUGCGGGAUUCAUUCUCGUGGGCUCUGCUGUACGGGAAUGCCUCUCGUCGGGUCUUUGGAGUGGAUCUGAGACCAGAUGCCUAGCGGGUCACUGUGGAAUUCCAGAACUCAUUGUGAAUGGUCAAGUCAUUGGAGAAAAUUAUGGAUACAGAGACACAGUUGUUUAUCAAUGUAAUCCUGGUUUUCGAUUGAUUGGUUCUUCAGUGAGAAUAUGUCAGCAGGAUCACAAUUGGUCUGGUCAACUCCCAUCCUGUGUGCCUGUCAGCUGUGGUCACCCUGGUAGUCCGAUUUAUGGAAGAACAAGUGGAAAUGGAUUCAACUUUAAUGAUGUGGUAACGUUCUCUUGCAAUAUUGGGUAUCUCAUGCAAGGGCCAACAAAGGCACAGUGCCAGGCCAACAGACAGUGGAGCCACCCCCCACCAGUGUGCAAAGUGGUGAACUGUUCUGAUCCUGGAAUUCCACCCAAUUCCAAAAGAGAAAGUAAAAUAGAACAUGGAAACUUCACCUAUGGUACUGUUGUCUUCUAUGACUGCAAUCCUGGAUAUUUUUUAUUUGGAUCUUCAGUUUUGAUAUGUCAACCCAAUGGACAGUGGGACAAACCUUUACCGGAAUGUAUCAUGAUUGACUGUGGACACCCUGGCGUUCCUCCUAAUGCAGUCCUGUCUGGGGAGAAGUAUACCUUUGGGUCCACUGUUCACUAUUCCUGCACCGGAAAGCGUAGCCUUCUAGGCCAUUCAUCAAGGACCUGCCAGUUAAAUGGCCAUUGGAGUGGAUCACAGCCUCAUUGUUCAGGUGAUGCUACUGGUACAUGUGGGGACCCGGGUACCCCUGGUCAUGGUUCUAGACAGGAAAGCAAUUUCAGAACCCAAAGUUCUGUACAUUUUGCUUGUGAUACUGGUUAUAUCCUUCAUGGUUCAGAAGAAAGAACAUGUUUGGCCAAUGGCAGCUGGACUGGAAGGCAGCCAGAAUGCAAAGCUGUACAGUGUGGUAACCCAGGAACAACAGCCAAUGGAAAGGUCUUUCGGAUUGAUGGCACAACAUUUUCCAGUUCGAUCAUUUAUUCCUGCAUGGAGGGAUACCUCUUGUCUGGACCUUCAGUUAGACAGUGCACAGCCAAUGGAACGUGGUCUGGAACUUUGCCUAACUGUACAAUAAUCAGUUGUGGAGACCCAGGCGUCCCAGCCAAUGGACUGAGAUAUGGAGAUGAUUAUGUGGUUGGGCACAAUGUUUCGUACAUGUGCCAGCCAGGCUAUACCAUGGAAUUGAAUGGUUCCAGAAUCAGAACUUGUACAACUAAUGGCACAUGGAGUGGAGUAAUGCCAACCUGUAGAGCUGUUACCUGUGCAACUCCUCCCCAGAUCUCUAAUGGAAGGUUGGAAGGAACAAAUUUCGACUGGGGCUUUAGUAUUAGCUACAUCUGUUCUCCAGGCUAUGAGCUCUCCUUUCCUGCUGUGCUGACCUGUGUAAGGAACGGUACCUGGGGUGGGGAAGUGCCACAGUGCUUACCGAAGUUCUGUGGUGACCCUGGUACACCUGCCCAAGGAAAGCGAGAAGGCAAAAGCUUUAUCUACCAGUCGGAGGUUGCUUUCAGCUGCAAUUCUCCUUUCAUAUUAGUGGGAGCGAGCACCAGGAUUUGCCAAGCGGAUGGCACUUGGAGUGGUUCCUCACCUCACUGCAUAGAACCAACUCGUACGUCAUGUGAAAACCCAGGGGUGCCCCGGCAUGGAUCUCAGAACAGUACAUUUGGAUUUCAAGUGAGUGCUUUAAAUAAAUAUUUCCAUUUACCAAACAGCAUUAGUCCUCGUUAUAUGGACAAAGAAGCUGAAACAGCCCACAGCUGUAAGCAGCCGGAAACUCCUGUUCAUGCAAAUGUAGUAGGAAUGGACCUUCCAUCCCAUGGGUAUACACUGGUUUAUACCUGUCAGCCUGGCUUCUUCUUAGCAGGUGGAACAGAACACAGGGUGUGUAGAUCUGAUAACACCUGGACUGGAAAAGUUCCUGUUUGUGAAGCUGGUUCCAAAAUAUUAGUGAAAGACCCCAGACCUGCACUCGGAACACCCAGCCCUAAGCUAAGUGUUCCUGAUGACGUGUUUGCCCAAAAUUAUAUAUGGAAAGGCUCUUACAACUUCAAAGGCAGGAAACAACCCAUGACCUUGACAGUCACUAGUUUCAAUGCUUCCACUGGGAGAGUGAAUGCCACACUCAGCAACAGCAACAUGGAACUGCUACUGUCAGGUGUGUAUAAAAGCCAGGAAGCUCGCCUAAUGUUACACAUCUAUCUUAUUAAAGCACCAGCUCAUGCUUCUGUGAAGAAAAUGAAGGAGGAAAGUUGGUCUAUGGAUGGCUUUGUUUCUGCUGAGCCUGAUGGAGCUACUUAUGUGUUUCAAGGAUUUAUUCAGGGCAAAGAUUAUGGGCAAUUUGGACUCCAAAGACUGGGAUUGAAUAUGUCAGAGGGUUUAAAUUCUUCGAAUCAACCUCAUGGUACAAAUAGUAGUUCUGUGGCCAUUGCUAUUCUUGUGCCUUUUUUUGCACUUAUAUUUGCAGGAUUUGGAUUUUAUCUUUAUAAACAAAGGACUGCACCCAAAACACAGUACACAGGCUGUUCGGUUCAUGAAAAUAACAAUGGCCAAGCAGCGUUUGAAAACCCCAUGUACGACACCAGUGCCAAGUCCGUGGAAGGGAAGGCUGUGCGAUUCGAUCCCAAUUUGAACACGGUCUGCACGAUGGUAUAACAUGACAGCCUUCUUCAGAAGCUUGGAAGUCGACACCCAAAACAGUGCACAUUAGUUCACUGGU